AUGGAAUCGAUAUCAUUCAGUGGCAAUAACCAUGGGCUUCAGGUUGGAGAUAACCGAGGAUUAAUCAAGGCAGAGUUUCAUUUGCCUCCGGUGCGACCAGAAACCCCGCCUAGCCCUUUGUCAACAGUGCCAUUCACACGCGAUCCAGACUUUGUCCAUCGCGAUACACUGCUUGAUCAGAUCCAUAUUAAAAGCUCGGUCGCGGGGUCGAGGAUAGCGCUUAUUGGCCUCGGCGGUAUUGGAAAAUCCCAACUUGCAAUCGAAUACUCCUACCAAGUCCGAUCAACAUCACCGGCAACAUGGGUUUUCUGGGUCCAUGCGAGUAAUAAAGCCCGAUUUGAGCAAAGUUUUCGGGACAUCGCGGACCAGGUUAAAAUCCCGGGUCGUCAAGACCCUAAAGCUAACAUUUUCAAACUGGUCGAAAACUGGCUCCGGGAUGAGAAGAUAGGAAAUUGGGUUUGUAUCCUUGAUAAUGUCGAUAACGAUCAGCUUCUUUGCUCAGCUCCGGUAGCAGGCAAGGGUGAUCCAAUUAGCGCCAAUGCAUCGACAAAACCACUCUUAGAAUAUGUCCCUAGGAGCCGAAAUGGAUUUAUUAUCAUCACGAGUCGAACCAGAGAAGUUGCAUUGAAGAUGGUCGACUAUAAGGGUCUGAUUGAGGUUGAAGCAAUGGAAAGCCCUGAAGCGCUGGAACUUCUCCAAAGAAAGCUUGAUCAAGCAGAAGAAUUCCCAGAGAGCCAACAGUUAGUGAACGCGUUAGAGUUCAUGCCACUAGCGAUUGUGCAGGCCGCUAGCUAUAUCCGAAGCCGGAGGCCUCGCUAUUCAGUAUCACAAUACCUACGAGAUUUCCAACGCAGUGACCGUAAAGCAACAAAGCUUCUGGAAAUAGAGGCCGGUCACCUCUAUCGGGACUGGGAAGCAAAAAAUUCAGUUCUAGUGACAUGGCAAAUUUCCUUCGAUCAUAUACGCCAGCAAAGGCCAUCUGCUGCGCAGUUGCUUUCUCUUAUGAGUUUCUUCGAUCGGCAAGGAAUACCUGAGAAGCUUAUCCGGUAUCAGCCUGAGUCCAACUACAUAUCAAGUUCAGAAUUUGCAAGUGACUACAGUGACGGGGAGACAUCUGAGAGUGAUUCAGGUCCCGAUUUUGAAGAUGACGUCGCAAUACUUCGGGACUAUUCAUUUAUAUCUAUAAGUGAAAACAGUACCUUCUUUACGAUGCAUCGGCUGGUACAACUGACUACGCGCGCGUGGUUAAAAUCUCAUGGAAAAAUAGAUGAAUGGAAGGAGCAAUUCAUUAGCACUUUAUACAAUGAGUUUCCUACUGGUGGAUAUACAAACUGGGCGAGGUGCAGGCCGCUCUUUCCUCAUGUCAAAUCCGCAAUGACACAAAAGCCAGCGUCACCUGAGUGUCUACUGAAAUGGGCCAUGUUGAUUUAUAGAGGUGGAUGGUAUGCGUUGGAGAUUGGAAACAUUGCGGAUUCAAGAGAGAUGGCAUUUCAAUCAAGAUAUCACAGAAUUAUUUUGUUAGGUGAAGAACACGAAGAAACCAUCGAUAGCACACAAAUGUUGGGGACGGUAUACCGAGCUGAGGGCCGAUGGGAGGAAGCCGAGCAGCUCGAGUUGCAGGUGAUGAAGAGUCGCAAGACGAAGCUCGGCGAGGACCAUCCCGAUACUCUGGUUAGUAUAUCCAACCUAGCAUCGACAUACAGUUCCCAGGGCCGGUGGGAGGAGGCCGAGCAGCUCAAGUUGCAAGUGAUGAAGAGUCGCAAGACGAAGCUCGGCGAGGAUCACCCCGACACGUUGACUAGUAUAUCCAACCUAGCAUCGACAUACAGUUCCCAGGGCCGGUGGGAGGAAGCCGAGCAGCUCAAGUUGCAGGUGAUGAAGAGUCGUAAGACGAAGCUCGGCGAGGAUCAUCCCGACACGUUGACUAGUAUAUCCAACCUAGCAUCGACAUACAGUUCCCAAGGCCGGUGGGAGGAGGCCGAGCAGCUCAAGUUGCAGGUGAUGAAGAGUCGUAAGAUGAAGCUCGGCGAGGAUCAUCCCGACACGUUGACUAGUAUAGCCAACCUAGCGUCGACGUAUAGUUCCCAGGGCCGAUGGGAGGAGGCCGAGCAGCUCGAGGUGCAGCUGGUGGAAACAAGCAAGACGAAGCUCGGCGAGGAUCAUCCCAAUACGCUGGCUAGUAUAUCCAACCUAGCAUCCACAUACAGUUCCCAGGGCCGGUGGGAGGAGGCCGAGCAGCUCGAGUUGCAGGUGAUGAAGAGUCGCAAGACGAAGCUCGGCGAGGAUCAUCCCUCCACGCUGACUAGUAUGGCCAACCUAGCGUCGACAUACAAUUACCAGGGCCGGUGGGAGGAAGCCGAGCAGCUCCAGGUGCAGGUGAUGGAUACUCGCAAGACGAAUCUCGGCGAGGAUCAUCCCUCCACGCUGACUAGUAUGGCCAACCUAGCGUCGAUAUACAGUUCCCAGGGCCGGUGGGAGGAAGCCGAGCAGCUCGAGGUGCAGGCGAUAGAGACUCGCAAGACGAAGCUCGGCGAGGAUCAUCCCGACACGUUGACUAGUAUAGCCAACCUAGCGUCGACGUAUAGUUUCCAGGGCCGAUGGGAGGAGGCCGAGCAGCUCGAGGUGCAGCUGGUGGAAACGAGCAAGACGAAGCUUGGCGAGGAUCAUCCCAAUACGCUGGCUAGUAUGGCUAACCUAGCGUCGACGUAUAGUUCCCAGGGCCGAUGGGAGGAGGCCGAGCAGCUCGAGGUACAGCUGGUGGAAACGAGCAAGACGAAGCUCGGCGAGGAUCAUCCCAAUACGCUGGCUAGUAUGGCCAACCUAGCGUCGACGUAUAGUUCCCAGGGCCGAUGGGAGGAGGCCGAGCAGCUCGAGGUGCAGCUGGUGGAAACGAGCAAGACGAAGCUCGGCGAGGAUCAUCCCGAUACGCUGGCUAGUAUAGCCAACCUAGCGUCGACGUAUAGUUCCCAGGGCCGAUGGGAGGAGGCCGAGCAGCUCGAGGUGCAGCUGGUGGAAACGAGCAAGACGAAGCUCGGCGAGGAUCAUCCCGAUACGCUGGCUAGUAUAGCCAACCUAGCGUCGACGUAUAGUUCCCAGGGCCGAUGGGAGGAGGCCGAGCAGCUCGAGGUGCAGCUGGUGGAAACGAGCAAGACGAAGCUCGGCGAGGACCAUCCCGACACGUUGACCAGGAUGGCUAGUCUCGCUGUCACCUGGAAAUAUUCUGCUCGCAAUGCUGAAGCAAUCGACUUGCUACGAAAUUGCAUAAAUAAGCAGCAGCAGACGCUUGGCCGGCAUCAUCCAACAGUUUUAUUCAACUCUGAAACAUUGUUCGAAUGGGAAACGGAUGCGAUACUGUUAGCUGAACUGGAACGAGGAACUGAUGAGGAAUGGGAAACAGAUAGCGAGUAG
Penicillium crustosum is the source of this 3408-nucleotide messenger RNA. RefSeq lists its product as uncharacterized. NCBI's taxonomy places the organism in Eukaryota, Fungi, Ascomycota, Eurotiomycetes, Eurotiales, Aspergillaceae. Gene Ontology annotation, molecular function: protein binding. The record is from RefSeq and is a predicted model, not a curated record. The coding region runs from base 1 to 3408 and encodes 1135 amino acids. Gene Ontology annotation, cellular component: kinesin complex. The transcript has 3 exons.